This is a messenger RNA of Pieris macdunnoughi, 1989 nucleotides long. The record is from the annotation of a GenBank genome assembly. Lineage: Eukaryota; Metazoa; Arthropoda; Insecta; Lepidoptera; Pieridae.
AUGAGCUUCGAAGUGGAUCGUUACUCGCCGGCCUGGGCACACGUAGCCCUCUGUGCUGAUCUCACUUGGGCCUCCGAACCUCCAGAUGAUUUUAUCAUAGCCAAUCAGCGCCUAUUGGCACAACACUGCCGUGUCUCGCAAAUAUUACAGGACCAUACGACAGAGUCUUCGCAAAAUUCAAAGAACCGAUGUGAUGCAGCGGAGAAACACCUUGACAAUGCUAGAGCAAGUGGUCAGAGAAGCGUGAAAGACGUGAUACCGGAAUCUAGACUGGCUCAAUUUUAUGGAAACUUUUGUUACGACGAACACAGAGAGAGCUGCUACACAAACCCAAAUGACAUCAGGAUUCGCCCUUACUGCGCUCAGGGAUACGACAACUCCGAUGUCACUGAAUGCUGGAUGUUGCCUGAGGUUGAGUAUUGGUUUCGUAAGCUGAUGGAAGAUCCCUCGGAACGCAGCAUGGUGCCACGACGACGCAGGCAGUACCGAAUACCAGCUGAUGACGAUUUCGAGCGCUGGAGCCCGAUUGGCGCACGAAAUCUAGAGGAGGCGAGCCUGGAGGCCAGAGUGCGGAGUGUGCGUCAAUUGUGGGAGGACGAAGAACAAAAGCCACAGCCCACUCCACCCCAGAACUCUAGGAAGAUGAGGGCACGCCGCAGACAGCCACGACGACUCGGCGCCCUGGCCCCCCCUCCACCCCUCUAUUCUUUGGACACUUCAGCGCAACUAGUCUGUGACCCGACUUGUAAGUUCCAUUUUGAAUCUCCUAGAGCGCCGACCGCUGAUUUUCAGCGUGCAAUAAGCCGCUACUCCGCGAGUAUGCAGGCAUUAAUGCGAGCCACUGCGGCCAGAUGUCCCUUGUACCGGGGUACUAAUGUGAGCCGAUACGCUCCCACCGGACAGAGACCCUUAAGAUGCUCAGAUAGACGCUGCAUAUGGUGGCCGAAAGAUGCUCAGCCACCUAACAAGUAUUACCAAACAAAAAUACGUUCAAAACCACAACCACAGCCUGUUUCUACUGAUGAGGAAUUGGACAGGACUGAAAAUGUUAAAACACCAGAAGAACCUCUUGAGAGAUCAAAUAAACACACCGAAGAUGAGAUAGAAAAGCCAGAUAGCCCAAAAUUAAGAGAUAAAAUAGUAGAGGAUGAUCAAACGGCCUCUACAAGUACAGCUCCAACUACAAAUUCUGAACGAAAGAAACGACUUUACAGCACCGUCCUUAGCAUGAGUCCUCCGAUAAACAUAGCAGCAAGCUGCAUAAGAAUAAACAAGCUCUCACCUGGAAUUUUAAAACUGAAUCCAAAAAUUGUGCUACAGACACGCCUAAGAACUUCAACUGUAGAUAACAAAUUUGAGGAGCUUGAAAAGGAAGCAUUAGAACAAUAUAAGGCAUCAGACGAAAGCAUUGAUUCUAAAUUUCAAGAACUAGAAAAAGAAGCCGUAGAACAAUAUAGCACAAGUAACAGUAACACAAGCUGCAGUAGUGGACAUUCGGCAGAAAAGAAACUCAACUCUAUCAUGGAUAUCAAGAAAUCAUCAAAAUUUCCAAAGGAUAAAUCGGUUGAUAGUGUUGUUAUUUACUCCCAAAAUUUUCCGGAUCUCAAUGCAAGAGGGCACAGUAGCGUUACGAAUCUAAAAAACUCCCAUGUCCCCCAUAGGGGGGAAAAAAAAGAACUGAACCACAGAUUGUGUAAACCUUCUAAAAAGAAUAAAUCGGAGUCGCAUCAAGCUGGGUCUGACACAGAUUAUGAAUCGAGACACAAUAAAGCCAGUCAUAAAGGCGCUAUGCAUUGGACACUUCAUCUGAUGCCACCAAAAAAGAGACACUUGUCUUCUUGUGUAUCGGAUUUUUCCUCAGAUGAUGAUUUAGGAGAACCACCAGGUUUUAUUAAAGACAGGCCUUGUAUUAAGCACCACUUGACUGGAAAAUUUAAAAUGUCGGCCCAUGGUGCGGGAGAUUUACAGCCAAUCAUAAGAAAAACAUAG